This is a messenger RNA of Callorhinchus milii (elephant shark), 1038 nucleotides long. Its product is annotated as nuclear factor interleukin-3-regulated protein-like. The transcript has a single exon. Bases 1 to 1038 code for a protein of 345 amino acids. Lineage: Eukaryota; Metazoa; Chordata; Chondrichthyes; Chimaeriformes; Callorhinchidae. The record is from RefSeq and is a predicted model, not a curated record. Gene Ontology annotation, cellular component: nucleus. Gene Ontology annotation, molecular function: DNA binding; DNA-binding transcription factor activity. Gene Ontology annotation, biological process: circadian rhythm; regulation of DNA-templated transcription; DNA-templated transcription.
AUGUUUCCCUCGUACGACAACUUGGUGGACUUCGAGCCCCAGUGUUUGAAGAACGGGGCCUUCCGCACCAGGCUGACUCCUAGCUCCCGCAGGAAGAGAGAGUUCAUGCCCGACGAGAAGAAGGACGCCUCGUACUGGGAGAAGAGGCGCAAGAACAACGAGGCGGCCAAAAGGUCCCGUGAGAAGAGACGCCUCAACGACCUGGUGCUGGAGAGCCAGGUGCUGGCCCUGAACGAGGAGAACACCUGCCUCAGGAGAGAGCUCCUGGCUUUGAAGAUGAGAUACAGCCUCAUCAGUGCCUCGGCCUACGCUCAAGAAGCCCAGAUCAUCCAGGGCUGCAUGCAGAAGUGCUACUCCCGGCACAAGGUGCUCGAAAUGGACCCGCACUACGUGGAGCUGAACAAUUCGUUCCUGAGGAACGGCUGUUGCGUUGUGACGCCCCACUCGCCCAGGCUGUCGGUGUCACCCACCGCCGAAGCGAGCGACCAGCCUGCGAACGGAGAACGGAGACCUCAUAGCGCCGUCGGCAGCCCUCACGAGCCGAAAGCCCAGCAUAACUCAAUCAGCCAUCUAGUGUAUCCCAAAUACCUGCAUCCUUUCCACGAAAAGUACCCCGACAGCAGUGCCUGGCUGGACACCAGGCCCUCGCUUGCUUCCCCAAAGGCGGCAGAGGUGGACGGUAAAAAUAGCAAAAGGGAGUCCGAAGAAGAAGAAGAAGAAGACGAAGAAGGGGAAGAUGAGCAUCAGGUUCCUAAUAUGCAACGAGGCUCUCCCACAACCGACCUCAGACUCCAGUAUCCCACGGCCCACAAACCAAACCACUCUGCCCUUCCUCACAAACUGCGAAUCAAGACCAAAGCCAACGGCGCCAAGAGCGACUCGGAGUUCGACGUUCUGGACAAGGACACGGCACAUCUCGGGAACACCAGAUGUGCCUCAUUGACAGAGAUCAGAAAUGGGGAUGUAAGCGUGUGUGGCAGCCUGUGCCACUACAAGACAGCAUUUAAGCCUGUCCUGCCCAUCUAUCAUUCAGAUUAA